GCCCUUUUUUUUUUUGUUCGUGUUCCUCGUAAAACUAAAAGGUUCCCAGAAAGAAAACGAUCGAAAAAGAGAUCCAAGAAUUAUUCCUCAAAUCUUUUGAUCUCUUUUCUGUUUUUGGAAUCUGUCCUUUUCGAUUUCCAGAAAUGCCUCGAGGGACAAUUGAAGUUCUUCUUGUUAGUGCUAAGGGACUUGAAAACACCGACUUUCUCAAUGACAUGGAUCCUUAUGUCAUUCUCAUUUGCCGCAGUCAGGAGCAAAAAAGCAGUGUUGCAUCAGGAAAAGGGACACAGCCAGAGUGGAACGAGAGUUUUGUCUUUACCAUUUCGGAUGGUGCUUCAGAACUCACACUGAAAAUAAUGGACAGUGAUACUGGUUCUGCAGACGAUAUUGUAGGAGAAGCAACCGUUCCACUAGAGCCGUUGUUUUUGGAAGGAAGCCUCCCUCCAACAGCAUACAAUGUAGUUAAGGACCAAGAGUUUCGUGGAGAGAUUAGGGUGGGCCUCACUUUCACUCCUGAGGAACGUCAUGACCGGGAGUUCCGUGUGGAAGAGGAAACCUACGGUGGAUGGAAACAAUCUGCAUAUACAGACUGAUCAAGUCUUAUUUAGCAGCUUUAUGAUCUGGGGAUUGAAAUAAAUAGAUGCUGUUCAAUUGAUUUCAGUUUUCCCUUUCCCUUAUUAAUGUGUUGUAAUUCAAGAACGUUUUCUAUCAUGGUGGGAUUGAGUAAGUUAUUUGAUUUGAACUAUGUGAUUAACCAUUA
Messenger RNA from Quercus robur (English oak), 760 nucleotides. RefSeq names its product elicitor-responsive protein 3. The record is from RefSeq and is a predicted model, not a curated record. Bases 144 to 593 code for a protein of 149 amino acids. The transcript is spliced from 5 exons. Lineage: Eukaryota; Viridiplantae; Streptophyta; Magnoliopsida; Fagales; Fagaceae.